Aspergillus niger is the source of this 1392-nucleotide messenger RNA. RefSeq lists its product as uncharacterized. The transcript has 8 exons. The coding region runs from base 1 to 1392 and encodes 463 amino acids. Gene Ontology annotation, molecular function: amino acid transmembrane transporter activity. The record is from RefSeq and is a predicted model, not a curated record. NCBI's taxonomy places the organism in Eukaryota, Fungi, Ascomycota, Eurotiomycetes, Eurotiales, Aspergillaceae. Gene Ontology annotation, cellular component: vacuolar membrane. Gene Ontology annotation, biological process: amino acid transmembrane transport.
AUGAGAUCGUCGGAGAUUUAUCCUGCACCCCCCACGGCGGCCGAUCAAGAGCUAUGGGAAGAGAAGGAAGUGUCGACUAAACAGAGCUCCCUGGAAAUCGGGGAGAAUAAAGACUUCGCUCUUCAUCAGACACAAGAUGCCUUUGGUAAUGAAGAGUUCGCAGAGGUCAAGUACAAGGUCCUCAAGUGGUGGCAAUGCGGCCUGCUCAUGGUGGCUGAAACAGUCUCCCUGGGGGUGUUGUCCUUGCCUGCUGCCGUUGCCGGCUUGGGUUUAGUCCCCUCGGUGAUUAUUCUCGUCUGUCUGGGUGCCCUGGCUACCUACACGGGCUAUGUGAUCGGCCAGUUCAAGUGGAGAUAUCCGCACAUUUGCAGUAUGGCUGAUGCGGGCGAGGUGCUUGCUGGCCGCUUUGGCCGUGAGCUGUUGGGAUUUGCCCAGAUCAUCUUCCUCGUCUUCAUCAUGGCCAGCCACCUGCUAACUUUCACCAUUGCCAUGAACGACUUGACGAACCAUGGCACGUGCUCGAUCGUCUUUGGAGUGGUGGGCCUGGCCAUCUCUUUCGUGUGCACGUUGCCGCGCACUUUGGAAAAGAUGUCCUGGCUCUCACUAAUCUCAUUCAUUAGUAUCUUGUCAUCUGUGUUCAUUACAAUGAUCGGGGUGGGUAUCUCACACCCUGGGAAAGUAAUCGAAGCAACGGUCAAAACCGACCUAAUCCACGGCUUCACUGCGGUGGCCAAUAUCGUCUUUGCAUUUUCUGGACAUGCUGCAUUCUUUAGCCUUGCAGCGGAAUUGAAGAAUCCAGCCGACUAUCCCAAAGCCUUGAUGCUGUUGCAGAGCGUCGAUAUCACCCUCUAUCUUGUUGCAGCCAUCGUGAUCUACUGCUACGGAGGAUCCACAGUUACUUCUCCCGCACUGGGAUCAGCCAGCACGGUCGUGUCCAAAGUUGCCUACGGCAUUGCGCUUCCAACAAUUAUCAUCGCCGGCGUUAUCAACGGACAUGUGUCUGCCAAGUCCGUCUAUGUGCGCAUCUUCCGUGGCACUGAUCACAUGCACAAGCGCAGCUGGAUUGCCGUGGGCUCUUGGACCGCAAUCGUCCUAGCAUUGUGGGUGCUCGCCUGGAUCAUUGCGGAAGCAAUUCCAGUGUUCAAUAAACUGUUGAGCUUGGUUACUGCGCUCUUCGCCAGUUGGUUCACUUUCGGCCUGAGCGCGAUCUUCUGGUUCUACAUGAACCAUGGCCAAUGGUUCUCGUCUCCGAAGAAAGUCGCCCUUUCAGCUGUCAACUUGCUUGCUCUGGGGGUUGGAUGUUGUCUGUGCGGUCUUGGACUUUAUGUCUCCGGAAAGGCCAUUCACGACGAUCCCCAUCAUGCCAGUUUCACCUGCAUGAGCACUGUGUAA